This is a messenger RNA of Sander lucioperca (pikeperch), 6447 nucleotides long. RefSeq names its product receptor tyrosine kinase-like orphan receptor 1 (gene ror1). Lineage: Eukaryota; Metazoa; Chordata; Actinopteri; Perciformes; Percidae. Gene Ontology annotation, molecular function: ATP binding; protein kinase activity; protein binding. Bases 370 to 3243 code for a protein of 957 amino acids. The transcript is spliced from 13 exons. The record is from RefSeq and is a predicted model, not a curated record. Gene Ontology annotation, cellular component: signaling receptor complex. Gene Ontology annotation, biological process: protein phosphorylation; positive regulation of canonical NF-kappaB signal transduction; multicellular organism development.
CCUGCAGUGAACACACGAUGGCGACACAUGGCUAAUCGGAGCCAUGUGGCUCCUGUGGUCUCUCCAGUGAAGUUUGUAGGAAGGAUUGCACUCAGUUGAAGACAGAGAUAGAGAGGGGGAAAGUGUGCUGGGCUCCAGCGAGGAGGAAAGAGACAGAAACCAGGAGAAACGGAGACAACUUUCUUCCAGACUCUCACAUUAUUUCAUCGAGAGGGUUGUGGUGCGCUUUGUAAGAUCAGCUGAAAAAAGUGCACAAGUUAUCAAGGCACCACAUUUUGAGUCGCUCAAUUUUUGUGGAGGGGCUCGAAAUUAAAUUUUGAGUGAAGUGGAUGUGAAAAGCGGGCGAAGGUUUAACACAGAGCCGGAGGAAUGUAUCCAACUUGGGCAGCGGCGAGCCAGCGUCUCUGGAGAUGUCCAGCCUGCGCUCUCUGGAUCGCCCUGCUCCUCCAAAGUGUCCUGGACCUGAGCGCGUCUGGGACUGAGUUUCCCCAAGACCCCAGUGUGAUAGCUACCACUUCAUGGAACACUUCUAGUGAUGGGCCCUUCUUCAUCCGUCUUGAAGCUCCCAUGAACAACAUCACCACCUCUCUGGGCCACACAGCCGAGCUUUUCUGCCGCGUGUCCGGUAACCCGCCGCCCACUGUGCGCUGGCUGAAGAACGACGCCCCAGUGGUGCAAGAGCCACGGAGGAUCUCGUACCGAUCCAUGCCUUACGGAUCACGCCUCCGCAUCCGCAACCUGGACACUACUGACACGGGCUACUUCCAGUGCGUGGCCACCAACACCCAGGGUACUGUGUCCACGACGGGUGUGCUCUUUGUCAAAUUUGAUCCACUCCCUACAACUCUGGCAGGAAGGCCAACGGAGGAUUUUGAUGAAGAGGGAUUCUGCCAGCCGUACAGAGGUAUAGCCUGCGCCCGCUUCAUCGGUAACCGCAGCAUCUUCGUUGACUCGUUGCAGAUGCAGGGCGAGAUCGAGACCCAGAUCACAGCGGCCUUCACCAUGAUCGGGACAUCCAACCAUUUGUCCGAUCGUUGCUCCCAGUUUGCCAUCCCUUCUCUCUGCCACUUUGCCUUCCCGACAUGCGACCGCAGCUCUGGAACCGACAAACCUCGGGACCUGUGUAAGGACGAGUGUGAGAUCCUGGAGAACGACUUGUGUAAGACAGAGUAUAUCAUCGCCCGCUCAAACCCCAUCAUCCUGAAGAGACUGAAGCUGCCAAACUGCGAGGAUCUGGCUGCCUUUGACAGCCCCGAGGCUGCCAACUGUCUGAGGAUCGGCAUCCCUAUGGCCGAGCCCAUAAACAAGAAUCACAAGUGUUACAACAACAGCGGGGCAGACUACAGGGGGACGGUCAGUAUGACCAAGUCGGGCCGUCAGUGUCAGCCGUGGAACUCCCAGUAUCCUCACAGCCACACCUACCUGGCCGUCCGCUACUCGGAGCUAAACGGAGGACACUCGUACUGCCGCAACCCUGGGAACAAACUCGAGGCCCCCUGGUGCUUCACUCUGGACGAGGGGGUCCGCAUGGAGCUCUGUGAAAUACCCGUCUGUGACCAUAAAGACAAUUCUGGUGGCAGCAACAUGGAGAUCUUGUACAUCCUGGUUCCCAGUGUGGCAAUACCGUUAGCCAUCGCCUUGCUCUUCUUCUUUAUUUGUGUGUGCCGCAACAACCAGAAGUCCCCUAGGCCUCCUGCUCCUCGUCAGCCCAAACCGGUCCGAGGACAAAACGUUGAGAUGUCCAUGCUCACAACUGCAUACAAGCCAAAGAGUAAGGCCAAAGAGCUUCCUUUGUCGGCUGUGCGUUUCAUGGAGGAGCUUGGAGAGUGCACCUUGGGGAAGAUCUACAAGGGUCACCUGUAUCUGCCGGGCAUGGACCAGGCACAGCUCGUGGCCAUUAAGACCCUGAAGGAUGUCUCCAAUGCCCAGCAGUGGGCUGACUUCCAGCAGGAGGCCACAGUGCUGACGGAGCUGCAGCACCCGAACGUGGUGUGCCUGCUGGGUGUGGUGAUUCAGGAGCAGCCUGUCUGUAUGCUGUUUGAGUUUUUGCCCCAAGGCGACCUCCACGAGUUCCUCAUCAUGCGUUCACCGCACUCUGACGUUGGCUGCAGCAGUGAUGAGGAUGGCACGGUGAAAUCCAGCCUGGAUCAUGGAGACUUCCUGCAUAUGUCCAUACAGGUGGCAGCUGGGAUGGAGUACUUGGCCAGCCACUUUUACACCCAUAAAGACCUUGCAGCUCGGAACAUUCUAGUAGGUGAACAGCUCCACGUCAAGAUCUCCGACCUGGGUCUCUCCAGAGUUAUCUACUCCUCAGACUACUACUGCAUUCAGCCCAAAACUCUGCUUCCCAUCCGCUGGAUGCCCCCCGAGGCCAUCACUUACGGAAAGUUCACUACAGACUCGGACAUCUGGUCGUUCGGAGUUGUGCUGUGGGAGAUCUUCAGCUACGGUCUGCAGCCCUAUUACGGCUUCUCCAACCAGGAAGUGAUGGAGAUGGUGAGAAAGAGGCAGCUGCUGCCCUGCCCCGAGGACUGUCCACCAAGGUUUUAUGGUUUGAUGACUGAAUGCUGGCAGGAGGGACCAACGCGUCGAACGCGCUUCAAGGACAUCCACGCCCGCCUGCGAGCCUGGGAGGGGCUGUCAUCCCACGCCAGCUCCAGCACGCCCUCUGGUGGCGGAGGCAACGCUACCACCCAGACCACCUCACUCAGUGCCAGCCCCGUCAGCAACCUCAGCAACCCCCGCUACGCUGCUGCCGCGGCUGCUGGGUACCUAUACCCAGCCCAGGCUAUUCCGUCACCGGGCCAGAUGGGCCAGAUUCAAGCCUGGACACCCAUGGCUGUAACGCAAACCCACCAGCGCUUUAUCCCUGUCAAUGGAUACCCCAUCCCGCCAGGAUACGCAGCUUUUCCAGCCCACUUCCCUCCCCCGGCCCCACCUACCAGGGUCAUCCAGCACCACCUGCCCCCUCCCAAAAGCCGCUCACCCAGCAGCGCCAGCGGCUCCACCAGCACGGGUCACGUCAGCGGAGUGCCCUCCACCACGGGCUCUAAUCAUGAUGCCAACACACCGCUGCUCUCCCACUGCAUCAUGCCGGGGAGCGGUGGAGGGCCGAUUCAGGUGUACGGACAAGUUUGCCAGAAGGGAGUGGGACAACUGGACCACGCAUCACAAACAGCGCUGCUCGCUGCUGAUGCUGACGUACUGAUGUACAACGACUCGGUCAUCACCGCAGACCUGUAGAUAGAUAGAGACAUACUCACACGCUUUCUGCUCGGGACCCACAUUUGUGAAGUUUAGCCUCUCACACAGGGACCCAGUCUUCUACUCUGGUCACAUGGAGACCCAACAGAAACUGGCCUGUACGCACAUUUGUGUGUGCAAGAAACAUUGCCACAGCUACACAAGUAUAUACACAGCUGUCUGACUUGUUAAUGCCUUUUUGUUUAAAGCAUGUGUACUUACCACCAUGGUUUGAAAAUGUCGUGCUAUUAUUUUAACCUCUGUGUAAAUACGCUACAUAAGUCCUGAAUGAAUGAGUGAAAUACAAAGAUAUAUAUUCAAAAGAACUUUUUAUUAAGGAAUAAACUUUAAAGGUGAAAAAAUAGCAAGUCCACCCUGCAUCCUAAGAAAUGUUUUUUUUGGUAUCACAAUCUGACAAAAUGUUCCUGUGUCAAUGACCGAGUUAACGGACUGUUUCAUGCAGGAUGUGAAGGAAACACUGACACUCAUACCGUGACCUUUUGGUGCCUUUCAGCAGUGGUGCGACUUGCUUGUUUCUGGACGUAUAAAAACACAAAAAUGUGCUGUACGUGUGCUUGUACAGUAAAAGAAACUGCAUUUAGCAAUUGAUAACCGAGCGAACAAAAAUGGGAACAACAGACUGAAACAAACAGGAGGUUUAGCAGCUUUAACUGAGAAGACUAAAACAGGUACAGGUGAUAAUUUGGCUAAAAUACUCAUCCAGGCACUGAGAUCUGGCAUUUUCACGCAAAAUCCCUUCGGUAGUGACACCUGAAUGUUUUUUGUGCAACUCAACAUCUGACACUAUUGCAACAUUGACAGGUCAUUUUGCCUUUUUCAAAUUUCAGUUUACAGCUUCCUAGGCUGGGGAAGCAGGGAGUACUUCUGAUUGGACAAAAAAACUCUUCAUCGGCCUUUCUUUCUCCCUACAUUCCUCUCUCUCUCUCUCUCUCUCUCUCUCUCUCUCUCACCUUCAAUGGGGAUCCCUUCAUCAUUUCCCCCUCCUCCUUUACUCCGGCGUACCGUCUUCCACCCUCCGAGUGGACAUGGCAUUUAACUUCAAAAGCUGGCUGCAGAGGACCCCCCUACAGAUCUACAAAUAAAACCACACAUCGCUCAUAUCCUCCACAGCUAAACUGGACUGGUCUCAGGGUAUAAACAUUUCACUCACCACACAAGCGCUGGGGUCAAUUUACUGUCAGUGAAAUUUUACCCUCACAAAAGAACAUUUUUAUUGUAAAUUGGAUAUGGAGUUUUAAUUUCUAUAGGAGAGUUUUUCCAGUAUUUGAAUUUUGAAGGAACUUGAAGAUCUUUUUCACAGAGCUUAUCUUCAUGUCUUUGCACUUUCCUUUCAGCAUCCGUGUGAAUGAAAGUACUCAAAACAGGGAGGGUUAACACAAGGCUCAUAGUAGAUAACGUUACUAUGGCUGUCCCUAUUAGUCGAUUAGUUGACUAAUCGCUCCUUUUAGUCUUAGUCAAGUAAGUUUAUUUAGUAGAUUAGUCAUUUUUUAAAUGCUUUUUCAUGCUGAAUGACUUAUUUCCAAGAAACGUAUGAGCACAUAUUUGGUAAACACCAGAUUUAAAGUGCUGCUUUAGCAUGAUUCUUUGUGGAGAACUCAGUUUUACAAAUCUGUUGAAUUAAAUCAGCUUAUCGAUUAGUCGAUAAAAUCACAUCAUUGUGUGUCAAUUAAGAAUUAAUUUAGUGGAGGACAGCCCUAAAUGUUACCAUUACAAAAAUCAGCCUCAUGUACAUGAAUAUAGUAUGUUUGAUGCGCUUACGUUUACGCCACUCUGUGCCUGAAGAGAAGAAAGUUUAACCUAAAAAAAGGAUAAUUUUCAUGAGCUGGGGACAGACUGUAUCGCUGUAUGCAGAGAGAUUUAUGUAUGUUGCUUUUAUUUGAAUCUAUAUCAGUCAGUAUCAUGAAAUGAAUGGUAUCCGUAAACACCUGCUGGUGCCAACUGUGCUGACAUGUAGGGGAUCCCAACAAGGGUAGGUGCAGAUUUUAAAAGUAAAAACAAAAUAAAUACGCCCAUAUUGUUCCCUUGUGAGUCUCUAAAAUUAUAGCUGUAUUUAUUUUUCAAUGUGUCCAGCAGCAGGUAAUCAUAUACGGUUUUGGAGGUUUUUCCUUAAAUAUCAUUUUGUGAUAUGAAGAAGUUUUUGGUAAAUGGUUAAUAAUUCACAGUUCUAUAAUCACACAAAUGAUGCCUUAGCUGUCUGUUAUUGUCUGUUUUGAUGAUGGUUGAUUAGAAGCAUGGCUAAAUAUGAAGCUUUUGUUAUUUAAAAACGACAACAUGUAGAUAAUAGAAACGGCUGCAGUAACAGAACAGUUUGAGAUCUGGUGUUACCUUCUGUGUAGUAGACAAUCAUUGGUUUUGAAUGGUCGUAAAAGUGUCCCAGAUAUAUUGCAUUGUUUUAAUGAUAACGUUUUUAAGUUGACAUUUGUGGAAUGUAGAUAGACAAGACUGUAUUAUGUUAAGUAUUUAGUUCAUGUACCCUUAAACCCUUCAAACCGUGGCUACGAUCUGACUACUCACUACAUGAAAAGCAGCUGCUCCAAGCCACUGCAUACUAAAAUGAAAAUAAUUCAGAUUUAGAUUAGACUGAACUUUAGUUUACCCUGAAAAAAAUUUUUCAAACCAACUAUGGUCAACAGAAGCUGAUUGUCUGCUCUUAGCAAAAUGAAGGGAUACGAUUGUGAUUUGUUCCUCUUGUCAAAUCUAGUCCAAGAUUGUUUGAUGCAUUUUAAGUUAAUUUUCCCAUUGAGGUUUUAUUUCAUUGCUGUCUUUUGUCUUUUUACCUUUUGUUCCUCUGAAGCAGAUCGAGCUACCUUUGCAUCUGAGUUUGUACACGUGACCUCCAUCCAGCAUGUAAAUUGUAAAAACAAUGAUUUAUGUUCACUUAUAUAGCAGUGCAAAAACCACUUGUACACAAGACUGUGAAUCUUAAAUCAAGUCUAGGUAUUUUUGUAUUUGGCAAAGAAAAUCAUUACUGUGCCUUUAUUUGUUUUUUUAUUCUAGAUCCAUUUAUAAAACAAAAACAAAAUACAAGUACUAUUUUAUUUCAAUAACAGUGUACCCAUUACAGAAGGUUUACAUGCUUAUCCUUUUGACCAAGAGCGGCCUUGUCUUUGUAUUUUGUCUAAAUAUUUUUGCACAGAUGUUUUGUAUUGCAAAAUCAUUUAAUAAAUGAUAUUGUUUGGUUAA